AUGUUCUACUCAAAGCCCGGCCGCAUACACUCCAAUUUUUUUGGGUUCUGGCCAACCUGGCGGCCAACAAGGUCCCAAUUAUGCGAGUUGGUGUUAUGCCACGAUCCCUGGCCGGUGCGCAUACCUCUACACACCCCAAAUGUUUACGCUCCCGCGUAA
Messenger RNA from Laccaria bicolor S238N-H82, 159 nucleotides. RefSeq lists its product as uncharacterized. Lineage: Eukaryota; Fungi; Basidiomycota; Agaricomycetes; Agaricales; Hydnangiaceae. The record is from RefSeq and is a predicted model, not a curated record. The transcript has a single exon. Bases 1 to 159 code for a protein of 52 amino acids.